AUGUCCGCACCUACUGCACCCCCCAUUCUAGACUUUGCCGCAUUUUACGGCAGUGACGUCGAUGCAAAGGAAAAGCUGGUAGAGGAUGUUAGAAAGUGUUGCCUGCGCAAUGGGUUCUUCCAGAUUACUGGGCACCGCGUGAAGCUCGACUUACAGAAACGCGUCAUGAAAUGUUCCCAACGAUUCUUUGACCUCCCUUUGGACGAGAAAUUGCAAAUUGACAAAAAUCUCAAUUCGUUCAAUCGUGGUUACGAACUUCUCCGGUCGCAAAUGCUCGAAGCUGGGACCGGACCCGAAUUGAAGGAAGGUCUCUAUAUUGGCGAAGAGAUUCCCGAGGAUCACCCAUACUUUGUGCAGAAGAAAUUGAACAGUGGUCCAAAUCAAUGGCCGCAAACCGUCUCAGACCGAGAGGAGUUCCAGAAGACUACAAUGGAAUACUACCACGCCGUGUUUGAGUUGGCGAAGGACGUCCUUGGAGUGAUUGCUUUAACUCUAGGCGUAGAUUCUAAUUUCUUCCACCCUCUCACUGACGGCGCGGUGGCGACGAUGCGGUAUUUACAUUACCCAGCACAGCCGAAAGACGAAGACGAGAGAUUGAAUCGUGGAAUUGGUGCUCACACUGACUUUGGCUGUGUGACUCUGCUUCUUCAAGAUGAAGUGGACGGUCUUCAAGUUCUGGACGCGCCCUCUGGGCAAUGGCUUGAUGUGAAACCAGUUGAAGGAGCCUACGUUGUGAACCUCGGAGAUCUUUUUAUGCGCAUGGCGAACGACAAAUAUAAGUCUAACAUACACCGUGUUAUCAAUAAGUCCGGGCAAAAAAGAUACUCGAUUCCGUUUUUCUUCAGCGGGAACCCUGACUACCUCUGUGAAUGCCUUCCGAAUUGCCGGGCACCGGGCGAGCCUGCGAAAUAUCCGCCUAUUACUGUCCAGGAUAUGGUGACUGGAGCUUAUAAGGAGAGUUACGGACGAGCAGAGAAAUACAAAAAAGAGAUUGAGAGCAAGAAGCUAGCGGUUGUACCCUCAGUUGCUGCUGUUGGCGCAUAG
Penicillium cataractarum is the source of this 1044-nucleotide messenger RNA. RefSeq names its product Fe(2+)/2-oxoglutarate-dependent oxygenase encD (gene encD). Lineage: Eukaryota; Fungi; Ascomycota; Eurotiomycetes; Eurotiales; Aspergillaceae. The coding region runs from base 1 to 1044 and encodes 347 amino acids. Gene Ontology annotation, molecular function: dioxygenase activity. The transcript has 3 exons. The record is from RefSeq and is a predicted model, not a curated record.